Molecule: messenger RNA, 3564 nt
Organism: Monomorium pharaonis (pharaoh ant)
Lineage: Eukaryota; Metazoa; Arthropoda; Insecta; Hymenoptera; Formicidae
Exons: 1
Coding region: 194-2620 (808 amino acids)
Source: RefSeq, a predicted model, not a curated record
AGACGGCAGUUGGUUGACGAGGUCGUACGGCAAAAAUUUUGAUUCACUUUCAGGUGUUGUAGCCAUUAUUGGUUAUUACACAAAAAAAGUCCUGUACGUUGGCAUUCGCAACAAAUUUUGCACAGCAUGUCAAUUGGCACAACAGAAAGAAAUCGCAAAUAUCCAUAAGUGUUACAAAAAUUUUGAUCGAAAUAUGAGUUCUACACUCAUGGAAAGUGAUGCUGUUGUAGAAGGAUUUAAAUGCAGCAUUCAAAUGCAUGAUCUAGUUUAUAGAAUACUUAUUGCUGAUGGCGAUAGUAAUGUGUACCAAGCCAUCCUAAAUAGUAAUCCAUAUAAGGAACUAAUGGUCGUAGUGCGAAAAGUAGAAUGCAACAACCAUUUAUUACGAAAUUUUUGCAGACAUUUUGAUAUCCUCGUAAAAACAACUGAUCCAAAGUUGCGUAGAAAUCGUGAGUUUGUAAAAUUACGAAAUAUGAUUAAAAGCAUGAUAAUGAAAAUUCGAAAAGAAAUAGUACAAUUAUGUGAAAAUAGAAGAAAAGAUAAGCAGCCUCAGCAUGUUUUGGCCAAAGAAUUACGAGAAGACAUAUUAAACGUUCCAAGUCAUAUGUUUGGUGAACACAAACGAUGUAAGGAACGUGGUCAUUCUUGUGAAAACGAUGGAGAAACCAAUUAUGUUCCGUAUCUUAAGUUGUACGGUCUGUAUCCCAAAAUACAAAAUAUAAUCGCACGUUUAAGCGCUCAUGCUGACAGUUUGUUGCUAAAUGUGACAAAUAAUUAUGCAGAAUUGUUUCACUCUAUAGUUUGCGUAGAAGUUGGUGGAAAGCGUAUUUUUUAUGGUGCGAGAGGUUCGUACAAUACCAGAAUUGCGGCAGCUGUUGUUCAAUAUAACACACAACAAGCUCUUACCGAAUUACACAAAACAGUAAGUAACAGUGUGCCUUCUCUUAUAGAGAAUUUGGACAUGCGACGAAAAAGAAAAACAGACCAAACUAAAGAAUCUCGCAAAGUAGAAGGAAGGUCAAAAAAAUGGAAAAGAAGCGUAGGAACGGAUGGUUAUUACGGACCUCAGUCGCAAAAACCAGACUUGUCUUCUGACAUAGUGGAACGAUUAAAACAAGAGCAUUUAGAAAAAUUGCUCGAAAACGGGAAAAAUUGGAAAGAAAUUGAGCGCAAAACCAUAAAGCAAAGUGAUUGUGAAGUAUGGUUAUCAAUGCGAAAAGAAAUGUUGACAGCAUCACAUUUUGGAGUGGUAUGUCGUAUGAGACCAACAACGUCUUGUGCAACGACCGUAAAAAAUAUCUUGUUUCCUCCAUCGAUCGAUACUGGAGCCAUGAAAUAUGGUCGCGAUAUGGAAGAAAUAGCGAAACAAGAUUUAUCAAUAAAAUUAAAGAAAGAAAUAAAACCAUGUGGAUUAUUUAUUGAUUCUGAAAAUCCAUGCUUGGGUGCUUCUCCUGAUGGACUUCUCGAUGAAAAUGGUCUAGUGGAGAUUAAAUGCCCUUUUUUAGCUGAAAAUUUAACAGCGGAGGAAGCAAUUCAUAAAUUGCCUCAAUUAAAAGGUAUUUUUGAUAAAAAAAAUGUAAAUAUAAUGAACCGAAAUCAUCGGUUUUAUUAUCAAAUCCAAGGUCAACUGAACAUAACAAAGCGAGAAUUUUGCAUUUUCGCUUUAUGGACGCCGAAAAGCAUAAUAAUAUUGCGUGUUAACAGAGACAACGAUUUUUGGCAAAAAAAAAUGUUGCCUUUUUUAACACGUUUUUAUUAUGACUGUAUGCUUCCUGAAAUUUUGGACAGUCGAUAUAAUAGACAUAUGCCCAUCAGAGAACCAAAAUAUAUAUUAGAAGCAAAAGAAAAGUUGUCCAAAAAUCUAAAUAAUAAUAACACUAAGCGGCAACAUACAACGAUAAUAUCAGCUAAUAAAGAAGAAAAAAACAUUACGCACAAUAUAGAAAUAAAAAAUAAUAUUUCAAUAAAAAGCAGUACUUCUGUUCCUAGUGUUGCGACAGAAGAAAACGACUGUAUUAUAAUCAAUGAAAUAACUGAUUAUAUUCCGACAGAUAAUGAAAUGGCAAGUCGUAGAAGAGUCUUAGAUGGUCGUGAGAUAUCUCUUUCUUCGGUGAAAAACAAUGUCUUGCCUAAAAAUAAUCUAUUGAAUGAUGAUUCAUUAGAUCUAUUCUUACGCGUUGUGACAGAAACGUCUUGUUUCGAAACACAAAGCGUACAUUAUAUAGAAUUUCCACAAUUAAUUACAGCCACUUUUAGAAAAAGUGUACAAAUAAUAGGAGGCAAUUGUACUAAUCACUGGCGUUGUAUAUUUUUUGACAGAAUCAAACUGUACGUCUAUGACAGCAUACCGGGCUGUACAUACGAUAAAAUGGCGUCAAAAGAAAAAGAAUACAUAAGCGCUCGUUUUCCACAAGUACUGCCAACCGACAUAAGCUUUGAAAAAGUUCAAAUGCAACCGGAUGGAACAUCUUGUGGAAUAUAUGCUGCUGCUUUUGCAACGGAUAUAGUUUUAAAUAAAAAUCCUUGCAAAGAAACGUAUUCGAAUGACGUUGAAUGUAUGAGACGACAUUUUGUCAGUAUUGUAGAAAACUGUAAACUCUUGCCUUUUCCAAGACAAUAACAAUUCUUUGAAUAAGAGAUAUUAUUUCAAAGAAUAUUGUAAUUAUACCGUUUUGUAGAAAUUUUAUUGGUCAUAGAAAACACGUAUGACCGAACUGUCGAGAAAAAGUGCGUAAGAUAAACAUAUAAUUUAUACGUGUUAUUAUUGCUACGGCAACAAAUGUUCAAAUAAGAAAUAAUUACGUUUACCUAUCUUGUAGACAAACGUAAAUUAUAACGGAGGAACGAUAAAAAAUAUUGUGGUUGCGUUUCACGGGAAUAGGCGGUGGAGGGGCCUAUUCUAUAUUGUAAAAAAGUGCAUGUAUGUACACGUGUGUGUGUGUGUGUGUGCGCGCGCGCGCGUGUGUGCAGGUAUCGGCAAUAAGUGUCCAUUGCCAAACUUCACUUUCUUUUCUUGGAGGAUGUAAGGGUGAAGUCCCGAAGCGGAUUACGUGGAAGCGGAAAGAGUGGAUUACCAAUCACGCAGAUUAUUCUGAUAGAACUCUUUCAAAGAUUCCGUCGAAACGGUCUUGUGAUUGGUGAUCCACUCUUCGUUCCGCUUCCGCAUAAUCCGCUCCAUAGGACUCCACUUUUAUAUUCCAAUUAUGCCGAGAGCUGUGUAAUGAAGUUUGGUAAGGCCGGAUCUACAAUAGGUGUAGUAAGCCUUAUGCCAUAAGAAAUUGACCAAUUAUAAUCGAAUAUGAGAAGAAUAAUCGAAUAUAAUUGGUUAAUUCCUUAUGGCAUAAGGCUUACUACACUAUUGUAAAUCCGGGCUAAGGCCGGUAUUUAUAGUCGGAUCUUAUAUUUAAGAUCAUCUAGUACUGUCUUAAGAUGCCAUCAGCCAAUCACAGAGCCGUAUUAGCAUCUUAAGACAUUGCUUGAGAGGAUCUUUAAAUAAGAUUUGACUAUGAAUACCGGCCUAAGAGACACCGGCAUUUUUGCCGGACAGUGUCCACUGAGAAAAAA